Messenger RNA from Phalacrocorax carbo (great cormorant), 2578 nucleotides. The record is from RefSeq and is a predicted model, not a curated record. Lineage: Eukaryota; Metazoa; Chordata; Aves; Suliformes; Phalacrocoracidae.
GCCCUCCCCCGCCCCGCCCCGCCGCCCAGCGACCUGGCAGAGCGGUCCGGCGCGGAGCGGCGCAGCGACAUGGCGGCGGGGCUCAGGUUUGACGGGCGGGUGGUGCUGGUGACCGGCGCCGGAGGAGGUUUGGGCAGAGCGUAUGCUCUGGCUUUUGCCGAAAGAGGAGCUUCAGUAGUUGUGAAUGAUCUUGGAGGUGAUUUCAAGGGAUAUGGCAAGAGCUCCUCAGCUGCUGACAAAGUUGUCAAUGAAAUCAGAGCAAAAGGAGGCAAAGCAGUACCCAAUUAUGAUUCGGUGGAAGAUGGUGAAAAGCUUGUGAAGACAGCACUUGAGGCUUUUGGGAGGAUAGAUGUCAUUGUAAACAAUGCUGGGAUCCUAAGAGACCGUUCAUUUGUUCGGAUAAGUGAUGAAGAUUGGGAUAUAAUUCAUAGGAUUCAUUUGAGGGGAUCGUUCCUGGUCACCCGAGCUGCAUGGAAUCAUAUGAAAAAUCAGAAAUUUGGCAGAAUAAUUAUGACUUCCUCAGCUGCUGGAAUAUAUGGAAACUUUGGUCAGGCAAACUACAGUGCUGCAAAACUUGGCCUUUUGGGUCUUGCAAACACAAUUGCAAUUGAAGGCCGAAAGUAUAACAUCCACUGCAACACAAUUGCUCCUACUGCUGGAUCCAGACUGACCCAGACUGUCAUGCCACAAGAUCUGGUCGAUGCUUUCAAACCAGAGUAUGUUGCUCCCUUAGUUGUUUGGCUUUGCCACGAGAGCUGUGUGGAGAAUGGCAGUCUGUUUGAGGUGGGAGCUGGAUGGAUUGGAAAAUUGCGCUGGGAACGAUCCUUGGGUGCUAUUGUCAGAGGAAAGAAUCAGCCAAUGACGCCUGAAGCAGUGAGAGAGAAAUGGGAGAAGGUUUGUGACUUUGAUAAUGCCAGCAAACCCAGAAGUAUCCAAGAGUCCAUAAGUGUAUUGAAUGAUGCUCUAAGUCAGAUAGAGUCUCAAGGGAAUGUUUCUAUGAAUUCAACAAGCUCUGGAUCAGUGACCUCUUCAUCUGUUGACAUGGCAAGCAUUGUUGGUCGGGAAUUGGCUACCAAUGUGUACAAAUACACUCACUUAGAGCCUAUUCUCUAUGCCCUUGGUGUGGGAAUGUCAACUAAGGAUCCACAUCACCUAAAAUUUCUCUUUGAAGGAAGUGAAGAUUUCUGCUGUUUGCCUAGCUUUGGAGUAAUUCCUGCUCAAGCUUCAAUGACUGAUGGUAUUCCUUCUCUUCCAGGACUAAAUAUUGAUCUCACAAAGAUGCUGCAUGGCGAGCAAUAUCUGGAACUGUAUAAACCACUGCCAACCUCAGGGCAAUUAACAUCAGUUUCAACCAUUGCUGAUAUUCUUGACAAAGGAUCAGGAGCAGUCUUGCUUAUAGAUGUGAAUACCUAUUGUGGAAAAGACCUAGUGUGUUACAAUCAGUUCUCUUUGUUUUUCAUUGGAGCUGGAAGAUUUGGUGGAAAACGAACAUCAGAAAAGGCCAAGGUAACAGUGAAUCCACCCAAGAGACCCCCUGAUGCUGUAAUUUCUGAUGUCACUACAGUUGAUCAGGCUGCCUUAUACCGGCUGAGUGGGGAUUGGAAUCCUUUACACAUUGAUCCAAGUUUUGCUGCUCUUGGAGGAUUUGAGAGGCCUAUACUUCACGGACUAUGCUCCUUUGGGUUUGCUGCUAAAAACGUCUUGAAGCAGUUUGCAGAUAAUGAUGUGAACAGAUUCAAGGCGAUCAAGGUUCGCUUUGCAAAACCAGUCUUUCCAGGGGAAACUUUACAAACAGAAAUGUGGAAGGAAGGAAAUAGAAUCCAUUUCCAGACCAAGGUCAAAGAGACUGGAGAAGUUGCUAUUGCAGGGGGCUAUGUGGAUAUAGUACCAGCCUUGGAUAAGUCUUCUGCUUCAGAGUCUCCAAAGACUGCAGGGCUGCAGUGUGAGCUUGUGUUUGAAGAAAUUGCUCGUCGUCUAAAAGAGUCUGGAAAUGAGCUGGUAAAGAAAGUAAAUGCCAUAUUCCAGUGGGACAUCACUAAAGAUGGAAAAACAGUAAUACAGUGGACAAUUGACCUAAAGAAUGGCUCUGGAGCAGUGUAUCAAGGACCUGCAAGAAGUUCUGCUGAUACCAUCUUCAUUCUCUCAGACGAGGAUUUCAUGGAUGUGGUACAAAAAAAGAUCAAUCCCCAAAAGGCAUUCUUUUCUGGUAAACUAAAAAUGAAGGGGAACGUCAUGCUGAGCCAGAAAUUGGAAAUGAUCCUGAAAGAUUAUGCCAAACUCUGAACUGCUUGAUGAUCUACCACAGCAGUGAAGAAUUUCAGAAGAUAGAAACUUCAUUUAGUUCAGAACCAAUGACUGAAAUAUUUGCAGGCUACUUAACAUCAAUGUUCUGAUUCAUUAUACUUCUAAUAUGCAAGCUGUUUUAAUUGCUGUAGACAGAAUAUUAUUAAAUGAAUGUAGAGAAUCAUACUUUUCUCAUUGCACACCUUUAAAUAAAAUGUAUGUAGAUCUUAGAGAUGCGUAUAUUUCUAUAUUAAUUCUGAAGAAAAUUAAACCAAUACACCUCUUUGAUAUCUCC